Chiroxiphia lanceolata (lance-tailed manakin) is the source of this 2064-nucleotide messenger RNA. It is a transcript of the gene INAVA, whose product is annotated as innate immunity activator. NCBI's taxonomy places the organism in Eukaryota, Metazoa, Chordata, Aves, Passeriformes, Pipridae. The transcript is spliced from 9 exons. The coding region runs from base 54 to 1718 and encodes 554 amino acids. Gene Ontology annotation, biological process: adherens junction maintenance; positive regulation of protein ubiquitination. The record is from RefSeq and is a predicted model, not a curated record.
GGGGGCACACAUAGGUGCUGCCUCGGGGGGGCUGGGGGCGAGGUGUGUCCCCAAUGUCGCCUGCAGGGUGCCGGCACGGAAUGGGGGAGGCGAGUGACAACGACAGCGGGAUCAUGCUGCUCUCGGGCCCGGCCAGCCCGGUGCCCCCCCCGAAGGAGCGGGUACAGGCGGGGCGGCGGCAGCAGCAGGCACUGGAGGCGCGGCUCGAGGGCUGCGUGCAGGAACUGCGACGGCUCUGCCUGCGGGAGGCGGAGCUGACAGGGACGCUGCCCCGCGAGUACCCCCUGAAGGCCGGGGAGAAGCCCCCCAAGGUGCGGCGCCGGAUCGGGGCUGCCUUCAAGCUGGAUGAGAUCGUUGUCCUGCAUGGAGUGGACCCCCUGGAGCGGGAGCGGGCGCUGCAGCUGCGGAUCGCCGAGGCCUCUCGCCGCCUGUGCCACGAGCAGAACAUCGGGCGGCGCCUGCGGAAGAGGCGACAAACGGCGGCGCUGCGGGAGGAGCAGAAGCUGCGCGACCUGGAGCAGGUCCUGAGCCAGCGGCGCCUCCUGACCGGGCAGAGGAACACGGGCACUGCCCACGAAUUCAGCGGCUCCGAGGAGAGCUCCCUGUCUGACACGGGCCUGCUGGAGGAGGAGGACACACGGCCACCAGGACCUGCCACCCCACGGAGGUCCCCAUCCCCUGAGGACGCCACUGAGGAGGAGGAGGAGGAGGAGGGGUCGGGACCACCCCCAUCCUCCCCCAACCUCUGGCGGGAGACCAGCCUGGACAGACCCUAUGAGAGGGGCAGAAAUCCUGGAAUAAACCCUGGGAAUGGGGAAACCCAGAGCUCCCGGUGCUACCUGGGGUCCCCCCCAGCCACCCCCGGCAGCCCCAACCCUGCAGCCCCCCCGGGGGCCAGGCCAGGGGACCCUCCCUACCGGUUUGUCCCCAUGAGGACCCUGGUGCUGUGCCGGCAGGGGGGAUCCAGUGCUCCUGGCAGCCCAGAGACACCGGCACGGAGGGGACAGAGCCAGGCCCGGAGGAUGGAUCCAUGUCCUUCUCCCAGGGUGGAUACCUCUCCUUUCCCCAGGAUGGAUCCCUGUCCCCUCCACAGGUUGGAUUCGCCCUGGCCACCCCUGGAGCCCCGGGGCCGCCCCCCCGGGCCCCGCCGCCGCCCCCCGCACUGCGCGGUGUCAUUCCCACCACCCGCGGGACCCUCGUUCCUCUCGGGAUCGGCCGAGAGCAUGUCCAGCGUGUCCAGCGCGUCCCGCGCGCCCUCCCCGGGAGGCUCCGGCCCCGACGGGUCCCUCACCGCGUCCCUGCCCCUGCCCGGGCCGCGCCCGCGGGGCCCCCCCCGGGUCCAGCCGCCCCCCCCGGGGCUCCUGUUGGAGCAGGACCUGGCCCCGCUGCGGUACCAGCGCCUCGUGCCCUCCCACUCCCGCAUCGUCCGGACCCCCUCGCUCAAGGACUACGGCGGGGCCCGGGGGCUCUCCCGCGCCGCCGUCACCGAGGAACUCCGCUCGUGGCACCAGCGCGCGCGGCUGCGGGGGGCGCGACCGCACUCCCUGGACAGGGAGGGGGCCCUCGGGAGACCCCCCGGAGGGACCCCCGGGGACGGACCCCUCGCCCGGGCCGUGCUCUCGCGAGUCCAGGCCCCCCCUGUGCUGCGGCGCUCGGUGCCCGGGGUGCCCGUGCAGCUCUAUGUGCCUGAGAAUGGCGAGAUCGUCACACAAGUGUGAGCAGAGCCCCCAGCCCGGGCUGGGGGGCACAGCCUGGCUGGCCCAGGGACCCCCCACCCCGAUGUGGGGACACGGGGGGGAGGCACAGUGGGGUGGCACGGACUGGCCCCCACCCCGCGUGGCCUCAGUGGCACCGGCACCGCAGUGCUGAUGGUGACACUGGUGACACUGUGACCCCGGUGCUGAUGGUGACACUGUGACCCCAAUGCUGAUGGUGACACCAUCACCCUGAUGGUGACAGUGACACCUUGACCGUGGUGCUGAUGGUGACACUGUGACCCCAGUGUCACCACGAUCCUCAGUUUGGGGUUCUGGUCUCUAAUAAAGGUGGGGUUUUGGGAUGUGU